ACAGUCAUGCGUUCGGCGACGAGGCCAACGCAUGGGUGCUGUGUGUCCGCGACCUGUGCAGUCGCGUCGGCGCGUGUGCUCUGACACGUUGUUGUUGUUUUUGUUGUUGUGAGGGGUAACAGGUGUGCGUGCGUGCAGCGGGAAGUUAUGCUCCGCGCCGCCACAUGACGCGGCCGUCGGCUGCGCGGGAAAAAACUCUUCUGCCAAGAUCUGCGCAUACACCCCGAGCACCAUGACGAUGAAGGACUGGUGCCGGAGCCUGCGGCCCUUCCAGCUGUACGUGGUGGUGGCGCUCACCACGGCCUUCCUCGUGGCCGAGAUGGUCGUCAGCCACACCACGCACGCGCUCACCUUGCUCGUCGACGCCUACCACAUGAUGUGCAACAUCGUGUCGCUCAUGGGCUGCGUCGUGCACCUCAAGUAUGCCCAUCUUGACCAUCAGCCGUACUCGUCGGAGCGCAGGCUGAAGAACACGUUCGGCUGGGCGCGCAUCGACGUGGUGAUGAUGCUGUCCGGCGGCGUGGUGCUGGCGUCGCUGUGCUUCUCGGUGGUGGUGGAGUCGCUGCAGACGCUGGUGCACAUCGGCCACCAGCACCAGAUGCACCAGCCGCUCGUGGUGCUGUCCCUGGGCGCCGUCGGCCUGCUGCUCAACGGCCUGUGCUACCUGCUCAUCGGCGGAUACACGUUCCACCAGAGCAGCUUCCUGCACGUGACGCCGAGCGGCGACGUGGUGCUGGACAAGGUGACCUCGCCGGCCGACAAGGGCGGCUCUCACCCGCAGAUGCCGACCCGCGCCUCGCUGCCCGCCAGGUUCGCCCAGCGGCGCGAGUCGUGGGAGGUGGCGCGCGACAUCACAGGUUGCGUCCUUGUGAUGGUGUGUUCUCUGGUUGUCUACUUCACGGACGAGUGUGUCGCCAAAUACGUCGACCCUGCUCUUGCCAUACUGUCGUCCGUGAUACUAGUCGUUCUCAGCUCGCCGUACAUGAAGGAGUCGGGGCUGAUACUGCUGCAGACCAUGCCGGACACCAUCAACAUAGACUCCCUGCGCGGCGAACUGCUCAAGGCCUUCCCCGACAUCCUGAACGUGCACGACCUGCACGUGUGGCGGCUCACCGCCAGCCGCGUCUACACCACGGCGCACGUGGUCUUCCUCAGCACCAAGGACUAUUCACAGAUAACGAAAUACAUCACAGAGUUCUUCCGAGACCAAGGCAUCACUCACAUCACCAUCCAACCUGAAUUCUACAAGCUGAACAGCAGCAGCAUCCUGACGGCGCUGCCGAGCGACCGGGACACCCUGUGCCUGGUCAACUGCAAGUCGGAGCAGUGCCACGCCCAGCACUGCUGCGCCGACGUCUCCUCGGACCCCGACAAGGUGGUCGUGCGCUCGGACGGCCACGGGCACAGCCACAGCCACGGCCACAGCCACGGCCAUGGACACAGCCACGGCCACAAGAGUGUCAAGAAAAACAAAUCGGAACAGAAGAAUAAAGUCUGUGAGUUGAAGUCUGACCUUCCGAAUAAACAACUAGAAAUUUCUUAUCCUAUUGCUCCGAAGACCCAAGAAACUUCUGUCGACAAGCAGGAGUGUGCAAAAACCCAGUGUGCGUGUGGUGAGACGAAAGUGUUGAAUACCUCUGAGGUGACGAACAGUGAUUCUGUUUCGGAGAGAAUAGAAACCAAGUCGCUUCCUUCAACACCCAGUGAAAGUUUUGAAAUUGAUGAAGGGAAAGACAGUAAAAAGUGAUUUUUGGAACCUUUGCAAUGAGAUUUAGCUACUUGGAGAGAUCACGUAAUUUAGUAGGUGUCUUUUGGAAACCGCCCCAAAGGGGUACUAGCACAUGAUCUCAGUCAGUCCCACAACACACAUCACAAGAGACAAUACACACCUUCGUUAUUAAAUAGUUACCAAAUGCUUGUCAAUUUCCAGAUAGUUUUGAGCAGUAAAGUGUUCAUGCCUUCAUGCAUUAUGGAAGAAAUUGUGCUAGUUUUGAUUUUUGAAUUGUUUUUAAGUUCAUGUGGACAUUAAUACAGAUGUGUUGCUGUGCUGUGAUAGCUAGGGAUUUGUUCCACACUAAUUAGACUUAACAGUAAAGGAGCCAGAUUAGCUACUGUAUUGGGAUUCAUUCAUUGGUAAAAUCAUAAUUGGCACCAACAUGUGUUCAGCAAUCCUAAAAGUGUAUCAAAAUUAUCUGAGAGUAUGAUUUAAAUGUGCAAAUAACACACAUGUAUAACUGUUUAAGUAAACUAAUGUAAUUUUAAAAAAAAAAUAUUGUAUUGAAUAGAGUUGGGCGAAGCUGGAUAUUUAAUUUUAAAAUCUUAGUUUAUGAAAAUAUUAUAAAAAAAAUUUAAGUCAAGUCAAGCUUCAGACAUAGCUAAGAUUUUUACUAGCAUUUCUAAUAGAUAUGAGUAAGUAAGAAAUAAACAUUAUAAAUAACCAAUGUAAGAUUAAGAAAGACUUUGUUACAUUUGAGACACUUCAUUUCUUCUUGAAGUUUCCCCAAACAUGAUUUGUACUUUAUAUACAAAAUACAUUUUUAAAAUAUUUUUUUAACACCAAAUGAUGUUGUUUUUACACUUGUUGAAAAUGGAAAAUAACUAAUUCAAAAUUUUCUAUUUUCUAAGGUUCGCCCACUUCUAAUAUUAAGUAGGUACGUAAUAUUUUUUAGACCUUAAGCUUUUUAAGAAAAAUUACAUACUAAGUCAUGAUUAAUCAUUGCACUAGUGUGUUCAACAAUUGCAUAGUUUCAUUUGUAGCUGUCAUUACAAAGGCAUCAUGUUAUAGGUAGUGACAAAUGAGCCUUGCGAUCCAGCCACAGAAUUAGAUCCUUAAAUUUUGAGUUGAAUUCAUAAGGCAGUCAGUAGUCAAUAUUAUUUUUUACAUCCGGCUGAUUUUGUGUAGGUCACAUGUAAUGCAAUGAAUGCAACAUUAAAGAUUAUUUUGAUAAAGUAUGUUGAGAUAAUCUGCCUCCUUUAUAUAUGUACUGAAAUUCUUCCUACUUUGACUUAUGCAUGUCUCAUAUGUUUGAAAUGCCGUCAAUUUUUAGUUUUGUGAGGGACAAACAUAUUCUGAAACCAGUUGUGGAUCCAUAUGUCUGAUAUAACUGUAAGGAUAAUUGGGUCUUGCCCACACUUACACUGCAAUGCCAUUUAAGACAAAAAAAAAUCCAGCUAAAUGUUUUAAAAAAAUAUUUAGAAAGCUGUUCACAACUUUUAGGCAUGUUAUAACUUUAUUAUUUUUUGUACUGAAAUUUAUGUAAGGUUACUGAUUUUUUAUUCGAAGGUUUGUAAUUUGAAUGGACUAUUUUUAAGGGUAUUUAAAAUGUUAUUACGUUUAUUUUGUGUUUGUAUCAAACUUCCAAAGUUGGUAUUGGUUGAGAAAAGGCUUGCACAGUCAUGCUUCAGUAAACACCUUCUUUACCAACUGUUAAUAAUGUACAUCUGAAUGCAAACAUUUUUAAAGUAUUUCUAUUGAUUUAUGUAUGUUUUUCGGUUCAUCAACAUUUGUCAUUAACACUUUACUGCCAAGCCUCAUGCCAAAAUUAUGCAUAAACAGUGAAUAUGGAAACACCACCAUAAAAUUAUAUGCUUCGAGGAUUGUCUCUUCCUUCAAAGUGAUUCUCUUCAGUGCAUGGUAGAAACAGUCCUCCGACAUUGGCCGAGUCAGUCAGUGAUGGCGCUUGUGUGUGCAGUUUGUUUUAUGUAAAUAGUCCAAUUGCAUGCCUCCAUUGGUUAAAAAGUGUACACAUAGCUCAAUUUACUCCAGCAUUUGCUGUUUUAUAAAGGCUGGGGUGGAUUUUGAAGUAAAGGAUAAAAACGAUACUUGAGGGUUGUGCAAACACUGAUAACCUUUAAUAAAUAUAUGCAAUGUUUAUUACUGAGUUAACUUUUAAAUAUACUUUCAGUAGGGUUACCAGAUGAGUUACAUAAAGAAAGAGGACAUGUAAAAUAUAAAUUACACAAAAAACAGACACAGAAAUUCCCAGACACAGUCAACAUAAUAUUAACACAUGUAUAGUUAUAGCAAUACGCACUUACACUAUACAAAACUAGCACAGUGACCUGGCUUCUCCCACAUGAACAUGACAUAAACUUCCAUGGAGUAUGAUGGUUGUUUUAACCUUUGAAAAAUUAAUGCUGCUGUAGUUGGCAGUGUGUAAUCUUAAAGAGAAAAAAAUUUCAUUUAAAGAAUAAACCCCAUAAUAGUACAAGAAUCUCAAAAUAAACACAUAAAUAAACUUUUUCUUCUUUGGAAAGUGUGCUAUAAUGUUUAUAGCGCAACUCCGUCAUACAAACUUGAUAAACAAAUGAAAUAAAUAUUCUGCACAAACUAGUAAAAACAUUUUUAUUCUUAUUAAUUAUAGUUCUCAAAUGACUACUUAGUGGGAUUUUCAGGACUUAUAACUGACGGAAAAGGUAUCACAGUUUUAGCAAUGACACAAUAUUAAGCAAGUUUUAAAGCUAAAGCGAACACUACUAAUACUAAUAUUGAGUUUGUGUAAAUGUAUAUCGCAAUGCAGGAUUGUAGCUAGUUAUAUUGAAUUAUGUGAAGUUCAACUGUUACGUAUAAUAAUAUGUUGUGUUAGUGAAAACUUAUGUUGAUUGUGUCCGUGCCUUUAUACUCAAUUGUUUGAUGGUGUUUUGUUAAACUUACUAGCAAGGUUAAAUAAUAACAGGCCUAGAAAUAGUUAAAAGUGCAUAGUUCUAUCCCACAAAUAAUGAAUUCACAUCAGCAUUAAAAAUGCAUGAAUGCAGAUUAUUUGGGUGUCUUUUGGUUAGUGAUCUCUCAAGUCAAAAAAAAUUAUGCAAUUAAAAUCUUGAGUCAAAAAAAUAUAUUCAUCAAACUAAUUUUAAGUCAACUUUAAAAAAAGAAACAAUGUUAACCAAUACCUUGACAUUUUAGCAAGCUUUCCAAAAAUCAAAUGACACAUACAUACAGUUAUUGUGUUUAAAAUAUCAAUCGUGUAAGUUAACUUAAUAAAACUAAUCUUGGCGAAUAUAAAAACUAAAAGGAAAAAACAUGGCAUAUUUAAUAUUUUGAUUACUGAAUAUUUGCACAACCCUAUUUAAAUUAUUAGCUAAUACUGACAUGCUUACAUGCACAAUAUUGUAACUGAAAAGUAACUACAACUUAUUUUUGUGUAUUAUUUCUACAUACUAUUAAAUAUAAAGAGAACUAAUACAAUUCAUCAGUGAAAUGUGCGGCUAAAAAUGUAUUCCUACUUUAUCACAUUAGACUGAACCAGACCUAGACUAUUAGCUAAUACGAUAGAUGUGGAACAGAUCCCAGCAGUAUUGUUUUAUUAAAGAGAGUUCAGAAUUAUGAACGGCAAAUUGUGUUCAAAGUGUUGCUAUUUUUGAUGUUCCAAGCUUAUAUUAAUAAAAGUGAAAUAUUUUUACAGUGUACAAAAAAUAUAUCUGUUAUAAAAGUUUUUAACACAAUGAAAA
Messenger RNA from Bacillus rossius redtenbacheri, 5448 nucleotides. It is a transcript of the gene ZnT77C, whose product is annotated as proton-coupled zinc antiporter SLC30A1. Gene Ontology annotation, biological process: intracellular zinc ion homeostasis; zinc ion transmembrane transport; detoxification of zinc ion. The transcript is spliced from 9 exons. Bases 233 to 1747 code for a protein of 504 amino acids. Gene Ontology annotation, cellular component: membrane. Lineage: Eukaryota; Metazoa; Arthropoda; Insecta; Phasmatodea; Bacillidae. Gene Ontology annotation, molecular function: zinc ion transmembrane transporter activity. The record is from RefSeq and is a predicted model, not a curated record.